Trypanosoma grayi is the source of this 993-nucleotide messenger RNA. RefSeq lists its product as hypothetical. Lineage: Eukaryota; Euglenozoa; Kinetoplastea; Trypanosomatida; Trypanosomatidae. The transcript has a single exon. Bases 1 to 993 code for a protein of 330 amino acids. The record is from RefSeq and is a predicted model, not a curated record.
AUGACUAGCGAGGACGCGCUUGAGCUGCCGCCGGCGACGCUCUUCCGCUGCCCGCCAUGCCUCGCCCUCCCAACAGCAGACCCACACGCCCUCGCGGUGGAGUGCAUGCUUCGCUUUGUCGGCGCGCACUACGUGAAGCGCGACGCUCCACUGCCCGUUGCACUUGAAGUUGCCGCUAGCAGCGGGAGCAGCAAGAUGGUGCGGUACAGUGGUCUCGCUUCGUGUCUGCAGUCCAUUGAGAACAGCACACGCCUUGACGCGGAAGCCCUUUCGCACGAGCAGCGUACCCUCUCGCUAUGUGUGAAGGCGCUGGUUGAGAAUGAACUCCUCCCCGCGUUCGUGUACAUCACUCACAGUGACACACCUCUAUUCAAGAAUGCAAUUCGGAAAGGUGUUGUGCCAAAAGUUGCAACCGCGUGGCAGCGGCUGCGUGGGACGUACCGCUGUGGUGUCCUUGAGAAAAGUGCGUGCUGUGGGCGUUACAGCAACCUCGAGGAGGCCCUUGAGAGGAUGGAAAGUGGCCUACGCGCCCUGGAGACGCUGCACGUUGCCAACGCCAAGGCUGCUGGUAACUUUCUUUUGGGAACUGAGCGUCCGUGCGGCGCUGACGCAUUGGCGUACGCCGCGGCAUCAUCGUUCUUGCACGCCGACUUCGUCAGCAACUGCGCAUCGGGCGCCGUUGUGCGGGCGCAGCGGCGGGUGAAGGAGGAGUGCCCGGCGCUGCUCGAGUACGUAGAAAGACUGCGGCUGCUCUAUUUUGAAGAGUACAGUGGCUUCUACACACUGCGGGCGACGGGAGGGCCCGAUGCGACGGCUGCCGACCCAAAGCACGCAAUGGACGAGACGUUCCGUCAAGGGCGGUGGGCGGUGCUCGCGUGGACUGCGGGAUUCGCCGCGGUGUACUUCGUGCUGACGAACGCCGAACUUAUUCUGGCGCUGCUGUCGGAGUUCGACGGUGAGGAGAUGUUGGAGGAGGAGGAGGAGCAACACUAG